Molecule: messenger RNA, 2703 nt
Organism: Plenodomus lingam JN3
Lineage: Eukaryota; Fungi; Ascomycota; Dothideomycetes; Pleosporales; Leptosphaeriaceae
Biological process (GO): proteolysis
Cellular component (GO): cell wall; membrane
Molecular function (GO): serine-type endopeptidase activity
Source: RefSeq, a predicted model, not a curated record
AUGGGGAAGUUCUCUCGUGCCAUCGUCGCCCUUAUUCUGGGCGCGCAAGUCGCCGUCUCAACACCAGUACAUCCCCGCCUCCACCCGAAUGCGAUUGUACAACGGGCGGUAAACAAUACGACGCCGACAGGCGGUAUCUUGCCCGGUGCCUACAUUGUCGAAUUUGCGAAUGACAAUGAGACGCCAGAGACGUUUUAUGCCUCCCUUGCAGCGAGCGGCGUAAUAGUUGAACACCGCAUGGAUCUAAGCUUCCGACUUUUCAAAGGCGUUUCUUUCCAGCUCAAGAGCUCAGGCUUCAAUUCAAGUGGCGGGGACUUCUUGCGUCAAAUGAAGGCACAACCGCAAGUGGAGAAUAUUUGGCCAACCCGCAUCACAACGCGCCCCACGGUGGGUGUGAACAGCGUUGCGGCACCUGAUCAGCAGACGCGCAUCAAACGCCAAACUACAGCGAACCGCACAUUCUCCCCUCAUGUAAUGACGCAGGUUGACAGGCUGCACGCAGAGGGCGUGACGGGAAAGGGCUUCCGCGUUGCUGUCAUCGAUGGCGGCAUCGAUUAUACCCAUCCAGCACUUGGCGGCUGUUUCGGCCCAGGCUGUUUGGUUGAAGCUGGAUACGACUUUGUCGGCGACAACUACACAGUUGGAUUGUCGGAACCACAGCCUGAUGACGAUCCUCUGGACACCUGCGAAGGACAUGGCACCCACGUCUCAGGCACCAUUGCCGCUCAGCUCGAGGGCAACGAGUAUGGCUUCACUGGUUCUGCCCCAGGAGCAAAGCUAGGUGCAUACAGAAUGUGGGGCUGCUCAGCGGCGUCUACAAAUGACAUUGAACUCAUGGCAUUUGCUCGUGCUGUUGAGGAUGGUGCAGAUAUCAUCUCGUACUCCAACGGAGACACCUCAAGCUGGGCGCAGGAUGUACGCGCUGUUAUCAUUUCCCGCAUUGUCGACUCUGGUAUCCCAGUCGUCGUAUCCGAAGGCAACAGUGGCUUUCAGGGUCUCUUUUUCGCUUCCACUCCAGCAACCGGACUCAGCAUCACAGGUGUAGGAGCAGUCUCCAAUUCGCUAUUCCCGGCAUUGCUUGACCAAGGCUCCUACACGACCAGCGCCAAUGCUACCACCAAUGGCACGAACGAGUUUAGCUUCUUGAUGGGUGUUCCCAAAUUCACUGCGCAUACGACACUCCAACUAUGGUCUGCUGCUGAUGUGGACGAUGCCUGCAAGCCGUUGCCCGAUGAUACGCCAGAUCUGAGCCAGCGUAUUGUGCUUUUGGAGUUUAAAGACGCACGAGCAACGCAAUGCUAUCCGCAAGACCAGGGCGCUAAUAUUGCAGCAAAGGGUGGGCGAUUCAUGGCGUACUAUGAGCACAGUAACCUGACAAUGCGCGACGAGACAUACGUCUACGCUAAUGGCAUUGAAGGCGUAGUCAGGGUCGUUCCAUAUAUUGCUGAGCGCUGGCUUUCUCUGCUUUCGCAGGGUACUACAGUCUCCGUGACUAUUCCAGCCAACGGUACCAAGAAACAACUCGAGGAGCUCGAGAACAACCAGAGUGGCGGAUAUAUCUCAGGCGAUCUGAGCAGUUGGGGCCCAACCUGGGAACUCAGCAUGACGCCAGAGCUCGUAUCCCCCGGAGAAAACAUCCUGAGCACGUGGCCUACGGCUAUGGGUAGCUAUCGCGUUCUGACAGGCACAAGUAUGGCAACACCACUGGUCGCGGGCGUCUACGCCCUGCUCGGUGAAGUAUACGGCAAGCUGGAACCGGUGCGCCUGCGCAGAAUCCUCACACACACCUCUAAGCCACUUGCCUGGCAUGACGGUAGGACUGCACAUCCCGACAUGCUUGCUCCAGUCACGCAACAAGGCGGCGGAAUAGUGCAAGCUUGGAAAGCUGCGCGCACCACCCUCGAGAUCGAUGUUGACAGUCUAAUGCUCAAUGACACGGCACACUUUGUUGGCACCCACACCUUUAGUAUCACGAACACUGGCUCCACAGACGAAAUCCUCGAGUUGACCCAUCGCAAAGCUGUCACGAUGUACACCAUGGAUGCCCGAUUCUCUCCCCUAACCCCAGGCUCGUUUCCCAACGCCAUUGCAGAGUCAUGGGCCACUGUUUCCUUUUCAGCCGACCGCAUUACUGUUCCCGCCGGCCAAUCUGCCAACGUGACCGUCGAAAUUAUACCGCCUGCAGGUCUCAACGCCACUUUGUUACCCGUGUACAGCGGCUACAUUGCUUUAUCUGACAAGCUUGUUCUGCCAUAUCUCGGCGUUGCAGGCAACAUGCGCGAUAUCCCCGUUCUCGGGCCUGAGAAUGCUUACCUUGCGACAGGCUUCGCACAAGUACCUGCGAAUGCCUCUUAUACGAUCCCACGACCGGAUCCCCAGAACCCGCCGGCCGUCGACCGAGGCGACAUGAUCAAUUCGCCAAACAUGUAUAUUAAACCUUGGGUUGGCACGAAACUUUUGCGUGUAGAAGUGCUACAGGGAAACACGAUAUUGGGAGCAUUGGCUGGAUUCCCACAAAUGUUCCUACCUAGGUCUGAUGAGCUGCGCGCAUUCUUCAACGGAUUGUUGGCUGACGGAAGGGUGCUUGACGAGGGGUCGUACAAAAUGAGAGUCAUGGCUCUGCGCGUCUUUGGUGACGAAGAGCGUGAAGAAGACUGGGACGUUGUUGAGUCGAUUCCUUUUGCUAUCAAGUACGCAGCAUGA